Messenger RNA from Notothenia coriiceps (black rockcod), 1677 nucleotides. RefSeq names its product NHL repeat-containing protein 3. The transcript has 3 exons. NCBI's taxonomy places the organism in Eukaryota, Metazoa, Chordata, Actinopteri, Perciformes, Nototheniidae. Gene Ontology annotation, molecular function: protein binding. The coding region runs from base 306 to 1367 and encodes 353 amino acids. The record is from RefSeq and is a predicted model, not a curated record.
GACCUUCCCCGGCUGCGAUCGGCUAUUCUCGUCUUCUUUCGAGGCGAGCCGCAACGCGUCUCAAACAAGCCUACUGUUUUCGUUUCUGGAUAGAGGAAGUGCAUUCCAUUUAAAUCUUUGGAUCUGAACUUUAAAUAAUCGUAACAAACAUUAAAGCGUUGCUUGAAUAGCAGCAUACCUCGCCGCUAACGCUACAGUAAAGUGAGUGUUCUCUCUGCGGUGUUUAAUCAUCCUGUCACACAUCGAGCUGUAGUCACCUGAACAGGAAGCUAAAGGUGGAAAAGCAGCCGUUGGCCGAACCACUGAUGCUGAAUAAGAAGAGAGGCCAUACCUGUUUGCUAGCGUCUGGUAUGGCUGCUUUAGUGCUGCUCAUGGUUGUGCUUUACGGGACCACCGGGCCCCAGCAGGCGAGCGGCUCCAUCCUGCGGCCGGGCUACCUGCUCCGGGGCAGCCCACUGUACCAGCUGGACCUGAGUUGGCCCCGGAAGCCGGAGCUGUUCAGCGGUCAGGUGUUCGGGGUGGCGGUCAACCAGAACGCGGGGGUGGUGUAUGUGGCGCAGAGAGGUGCCGAUGUGCCGAAGGUGCUGGUGUUCUCCACAGAGGGGGAGUUCCUCAUGUCCUGGAACACAACCACCAUGGAGAUGCCCCAUGGUAUAUUCCUAGCUGACGCGGCCUCAGCCAACCCCACGGUGUGGAUCACAGAUGUGGGGAACGGCCCGUACGGCCACAGCGUCAAACAGUACUCCCCGUCUGGGAAGCUCCUGCAGGUGCUGGGGGCUCCUGGGAAGGCGGGCUCUGGGAUGAACCCCCUCCAGUUCGACCAGCCGGCUGAAAUCUUCGUCCACCCCUCCGGAGAGAUGUACAUCGUGGAUGGUGACGGUGGGAUGAACAACCGCCUCAUCAAGCUGUCCAAAGACCACGAGGUGAUGUGGAUGCACGGAGAGAAAGGACAAGGCAUGGCUCAGUUCUACAUCCCCCACAGCGUCACCGUGGACGACUACCACCGGGUGUGGGUGGCCGACCGGGGCAACAAGAGGAUCCAGGUGUUCAACUCCAUCACCGGGGAGUGGCUGGGGACCUGGGGGAGCUGCUUCUCCGAGGACGCCCCCUACUCCGUCCGCCUGACCCCAGACAAGAAGUACUUUGUGGUGGUCCAGCUGAACACCAACCAGAUCUCGCUGCUGGAGGCUCCCCCCAUGGGUCUGAUCGGCCAGUGCAGGGUGGUCAGUGUGAUCCAGCUGGCUGAGGAGGUGAAGCCCCACCUUGUGGACCUGGACCUGAAGACGGGGGCUCUGUAUGUGGCAGAGAUCGGGGCUCAGCAGGCCCAGAAGUUCACCCCCUUCCGUCUGGGGGGGAACUUCCUGUAGUGCCUCACUUGAAAGGUCUAUAAUAAACCAGCUACGCCGAUAAUAAGCACUAUAGAUUAUUUAAAACGUUACCAAAAAUGUCCAUGUUGUGUCAUUUGCAAUCAUGUGAUCCAUAAAUUAUUGAUUUUUCAGUGAGAUAAAACAUCUGGGGUUAAGAUUUCUAGGGUAUCCCCUGACAACCCUAUCUCAUAGAAACAAAAUGUUUUUCAACAGAAAGUAUAGCUAUAUGGAUACCUUGUUUUAAAUAUACACAAAACAAAAAUAUAAACGCAACACUUUUGUUUUUGCCCCCAUUUUUCAUGAGAUGAAC